UAUUCGCAGAAACUGUAAUUUUGAUCUACUAUCUUAAAUAUGUAGGAAAAGUUCUCUCCGGGCAGAGCGGAACUACGUUUGGACCGGAGGAGGCAUUUACUUGUUGCACGUCAUUCCGGAAGUGACGCGUGUUUGGACGAUGUGAGGCAGUUAGCAGGAACUUUUCUGCGGCUCGCAGGUAAGAUGUCUCAGGUGAAGCAGCUGCUGGACCGAGCUUCCACUCUCUACCAGCAGUACACCGAGUAUGUGCGGCGGAACCCGGCGGCGGCCGCGCAGCUGGAGGGCGCUGUGCGCACCAUGUCCUACCUCCUGGCAGGGCGGUUCUCGGACUCGCACGUCAUCUCCGAGCUUGUGUACUCCGCUUCUAACCUGCUGGUUCUGCUGAACGACACCAUCCUGAGGAAACACCUGAGACCGGUCCUGAAGGUGUCUGUCACGCAGCAGAAGCUGGUCACGUGGUUGUCAGUGCUGGAGCACCUGGAGGUCUUCAUGGAGCUGGGAGCCUGGAGACUGUGGGGGGACGCCGGCCGCUGGGUUGUCAUCGCGGUCAUCCAUGUUCUGAAGGCAGUGCUGCGCCUCGUUCUUCUUCUGUGGUUCAAGUCGGGUCUCCAAACGACUCCUCCCAUCACCCCGCUGGACAGAGGGGCGGAGGUCAAAGGAUCAGAGCAGCAAGACUUCUUCAGGGGUGAAAGGUCGGGACGUGUGAUGCGGCCCCUCGGCAGCGUGCCUCCGUCUCAGCCGCGGGUCUGGUCCAACCCCGCUGAGCAGGCGAAGAAGGUCUGCAGGGAGGAGCUGGACGGGAAAGCAACCCCGCUGCUUGUGAGGGAGUUGAUGGCCGAGGCUGCUUACAUCGCACGUCCACUGCUCCACCUGGUCCUCCUGGGCGUCUGCGGGAGGCGCUCCUGGACUCCCUGGUUCACCUCCGGACUCCUCGAGGUCUCCAGCCUGGCUGUUCUCCGGGAAAAGAAGUUCCUCCGCCGCUGGGAGAAAUCCGAGCUGAGGAGGCGGAGCUUCAUGCUGCUCUACUACCUGCUGCGGUCGCCGUUCUAUGAGAGGGUUUCUCAAGAGAAGAUCGUCUUCCUGCUCAACCUGCUGGGAGACAACGUUCCGGGUCUGGGGCUGGUGUCACGUCCUCUGGUGGAGUACCUGCCCUUCUGGCAGAAGGUCUACUUCUACACCUGGUCAUGACUCUUUUCUACUGGAGGAGCGGCAUUUGGGAUCAAUACAGUUUGUUUACUUUGCUCACUGAACGGUCUCCUCCUGUCCUGUCCUUGUUGGAUAGUUUUAACAGUUCCAGAGCUGCUGGUUUGGUGACCACAGAGCCAGAGACACAGUCAGGUCUUCACGAGUCAGCAGAUGUUUUUAUUGUCAUAAUCUUUAAAUUAAAAGCUUUUACAUGCUGCAGGUUUGUAUUUCACAAUGGAACAAAAAAAUGAGUUCAGAGAAAAUAAACAUUUGAAAAUCUGAAGGACCAAAAAAAAAAAAAAAGUAAAUAUGGACAAACUAAGAUUUUUCCUCUCGGUCGUCUCGUCUGCUCCCCCUGCUGGUCAGUAAGCGCCAUAACGGUCCUACAAACCGAACGUAUUUUUAGUUAAAGUCUGCACUCAGCUCCUGCUGUCACGACUGUGCAGCGACUCACCUGGAUUGUGUUCAUGACCCCGUUGGCGAGGACGGCCAUCCUGCCCGCCACGGUCUUCACGCCCUGUUUGAACUGUGCGAUGUCUGGAGCAGAAGGAAGGACGCUGUCCAGGCCUGAGGAGCGGCCUGCAGGUGUCAGGGGGGGGCAGAGUCAACGCCUGGUCCUUUAGUUCCUCCACCCUCCCUCCAGUCCGUUGCCAACCCCUAAUACAUCUCUAUGGUAACGGUGGCCCUCAUUUACAGUGACGUAACUUUCAACACGGCUGCUUUUGAAAUAUAAAUAAAGAUUCUUGU
Molecule: messenger RNA, 1932 nt
Organism: Synchiropus splendidus (mandarinfish)
Lineage: Eukaryota; Metazoa; Chordata; Actinopteri; Syngnathiformes; Callionymidae
Gene: pex16
Product: peroxisomal biogenesis factor 16
Exons: 11
Coding region: 184-1188 (334 amino acids)
Biological process (GO): peroxisome organization
Cellular component (GO): peroxisomal membrane
Source: RefSeq, a predicted model, not a curated record